Molecule: messenger RNA, 1951 nt
Organism: Filobasidium floriforme
Lineage: Eukaryota; Fungi; Basidiomycota; Tremellomycetes; Filobasidiales; Filobasidiaceae
Product: serine C-palmitoyltransferase
Exons: 8
Coding region: 163-1707 (514 amino acids)
Biological process (GO): sphingosine biosynthetic process; ceramide biosynthetic process
Cellular component (GO): endoplasmic reticulum
Molecular function (GO): serine C-palmitoyltransferase activity; pyridoxal phosphate binding
Source: RefSeq, a predicted model, not a curated record
CACCCAGCUACCAGCAUUCUCAACGUCCACUCAGUCAGCGAUCAGCCAGAAUACGUCCAAGCAUACUGUUCUCCUUCAAGCUAGACAGUAUAAGAUAGCUUCAACCUCCGGACGCUUGUCGGAACCGAAAUCAGCAUAUAAACAAACAUACCGCUUUCAGCCAUGAACACCACCACAACGGCAGACCCGUCGCCCGUAUUACCGCUGAUUGGAGUCCUGACCUCGACGCUGGUCAAGGUUCAGAACGGGUUCCAUUCCAUUCCUGGAUCCCCUAUCUUGAUCCGAUACAUCAAGAGUUCCUACCAGAAUGAUCCUUACCGGUCGCUCCUCGAGCUAUUCCUCGUAGUCUUCGCUUUGAGGACCAUCUUCAGUCGCCGUACUCGAGGCGAAGGGCAGUCGCGUAACUUCGUGGAAUUGACGGAAAAAGAAAUUGAUGAACUCGUCGACGACUGGCAACCGAUGCCUUUGGUAGAUGGUCCGACUACCAAGUUCGAACAUACGAUCCUACCCUCUCUGCCAGUGAUCUCUGGACCCGCUUCACACAAACCGAAACUAGCGGCCACUGGCAAGACCGUCCUCAAUCUCGCCAGCCCUAAUUGGGUUGGUUUGUUGGAGGAUGAGAGAAUCAAAGAGGUUGCCAUCGGUACGCUGAGAGGAUACGGCCUUUCGCCAUGUGGACCACCUGGUUUCUACGGUACCUUGGACGUUCACACUCAGCUCGAAAACGACAUUGCUCGCUUCCUCGGGAUCGACUCGGUCAUCGUCUACUCGCAAUCGUUCUCCACCAUCACUUCAGUCAUUCCUGCAUUCGCCAAACGAGGAGAUGUCGUCGUGGCCGACAAAUCGGUCAACUUUGCCAUCCAGAAGGGUCUUCAGAUCUCUCGAUGCACGGUCAAGUGGUACGAGCACAACGAUAUGGCUGAUCUGGAGAGGCAGUUGAAGGCUGUAGAGAAGGAGGCCAAGAGGAAGGGUGGACCUUUGAAGCGACGAUUCAUCGUUUCAGAAGGCGUCUUUGAAAACAAUGGAGCCAUGAUAGAUCUGGCGAAAGUGGUUGAGCUCAAGAAGAAGUACAAGUUCCGUCUUAUACUGGACGAGAGUUAUUCGUUCGGUAUGGUCGGCAAGCAUGGGAAGGGAGUCACCGAAGUCUUUGGCGUUCCGGCUACCGAGAUCGACCUUUUGGUAGGAUCGAUGGCAGUCGGACUGAACGCAGGUGGCGGGUUCUGUGCUGGCAUGGAACACGUCACUCAUCAUCAGCGUAUCAACGGAGCAGCCUUUGUCUUCUCUGCUGCUAUGCCAGGGCUUUUGGCCACCACUGCUUCCGCUGCCAUCAACAUCAUGCAAACUUCACCUCAAAUUUACAGUCAGCUCGCCGAAAACAUCCGAACUUUUCGACAAGGACUCGCCAAACUCGAGGGCGUGACAAUCUACAUCCCUUCGAAUCAUCAAUCGGCCUUGAUUCACGUGUACAUGCUGUCACCACCCGAGUCGAUCGAGCUGGAGGAGCGCCUGCUCCAAGACGUUGUCGACGACGCCCUCGGUCAAGGUGUCUUGAUCUGCCGCGCCGCACGUCUGCGUGGACAGGAAGUGUUUGAACCGGCGCCCAGUCUCAAGAUCAUGAUUUCCGCAGCGUUCACGAAGAAGGAGACGGAGAAGAUGGCCAACACCGUCCGCAACAGUUUGACCAAAGUCUUGGGCAAGAAGCGAUGACGAUAGAUUGUGGCAGGAGCGAAUGUUUAGCAAUACACGACCGGAUUCCGGUUCUGCGUACUGCUCAAUACCCCUUGCGCCAGGGCCUCUACUGAGAGACUUUCGCCUUGUACACGACCUGUGUUUCUGCUAUUUACUUACAAUUAUAAUUCUUUCUGUCUGUCUCCUUUCGUCUCCCGGGCAGCCUUCUUUGAGCGCUGCGGAUACAUGCUGCACACACGAUGAUCCCGUGAUCCAUUUUCGA